CGCGCCCUUACCUCUCCUGUUCAUCUUCCCUUCCCUUUUGUCGGAAAAAAAGCCCCUUUUUUGCAAGAAAGUUUAUUCCUUUUAUUUCUCUCUCUCUCUCUCUCUCAGAUAAAUACUCUGCUUUUCCUUCGAAGAAACAGAGAGGGCGGGGAAUGAAACAAAUGAAGGGAGGAAAGCAAUGGGCAUUUCCGGAAAUUUCAAUUUGUGCUCCUCUGAAGUCAAUAUCCACAAAGCCGGCGGCAGAGGGUGGCGAUUGCCGGCGUUCCGACGACGAACGGUCGACGACUCCGACGGCCAGGGGGUCUAGGAUUCCGGAGAGGCUCCCGUGUCCGCCGGCGCCGAGGAAACGCCGGCCUUCUUCCGUUUGCCGUUACAACGGCGUCAAGGAGUUCUUCGAUCCGCCGGAACUGGAAUCCGUGUUCGUGCGCCGCGUGGAGAGGGCUAAUUAGUUAGAGUUUAAUCGCGGUAAUUAGCAGAGUGAUUAGCAGUUCUAAAAUUGUUUUUU
Messenger RNA from Cuscuta campestris, 505 nucleotides. Lineage: Eukaryota; Viridiplantae; Streptophyta; Magnoliopsida; Solanales; Convolvulaceae. The record is from the annotation of a GenBank genome assembly.